Molecule: messenger RNA, 2100 nt
Organism: Eucalyptus grandis
Lineage: Eukaryota; Viridiplantae; Streptophyta; Magnoliopsida; Myrtales; Myrtaceae
Product: putative pentatricopeptide repeat-containing protein At5g06400, mitochondrial
Exons: 1
Coding region: 272-1876 (534 amino acids)
Molecular function (GO): protein binding
Source: RefSeq, a predicted model, not a curated record
UUAAUCAUUGAAUUUACCGCUACAGUAACAGUCGGUCACUCACCGGGCGACUGGGAAGCCUGAACAGAAGAAGAACCCUAAAUCCACAAGAUCCCAAUUUCCACGGCGGGUCGCGCCUCCAUGGCCGACCUUUCUCCGAGCUCGCGACCUCAACAGUAAGCUCUUCUUCCCCUCCGCUUCCAUAGAUUCCGAAGACGUCCCGGAUCGAAAAGGGCCCCACUCGUCUCCUCGGAUCGGCUUCCAAAUUUCAGUCUUUCGCGCCGUCGAUCCGAUGUCGUACCUGUCGAAUUUGGGGAAGAUGAUUGCUGCCGUUCGUAGACGGUGCUCUAGGUCUGUUUACUCCGAUUUGGGGGUUUCUACUUAUCUAGCUCGCCUCGGCGAUUCGCUCGAGUGCCGUUUGAAUUCGAAGCGCGGCAAUGCGAGCCCUGGUUGGAGAAAUUGUUCAAAGGGGCUGCGCGAUGGUUGCAUCGGCAGAGCUAGUUCGAUGAAAACUAGGGGUUUUGCCACAUCCGACAGCGAGGAUGUCGGUCCCGUGUCGAUGUCUGAUGUUCGCCGGCCGGACGGAGAAGAGGUGGGUUCCGACCCGGUGGAGACGACUUCUCCGGUUUACAGCCAAGCAGAUGUUGAAGAAGUUUGUGCGUUGCUGUUAGGAUCCGAAGACUGGGAUUCGGCUCGAGAGGCUUUGGAGAAGUGCAGUGUGAACUUCACCAGUGCACUCGUGGUCGAGGUCAUUUGCAGAUGCAAGUUCCGCGGCGGUGCGGCAUUGCGCUUCUUCGACUGGGUGGGGAAGCGAGAUGGUUACGGUCAUAGCUCGGAGGCGUACAACAUGGCCAUGAAGAUCGCCGGAGGUGCUAAGGACUUUGAGUGCAUGAGGAGUCUCUUUUAUGAGAUGAGAAGGAAGGGUUACUCGAUAACUCCGGACACAUGGACCAUCAUGAUCAUGCAGUAUGGAAGAACGGGCCUGACGGUGAUCGCUUUGGGGAUCUUUGAGGAGAUGAAGGCGAGCGGUUGUGAGCCGAGCGGAAGUACUUACAAGUACUUGAUCAUCUCUCUCUGCGGGAGUAAAGGUAGAAAGGUGGAUGAGGCCGUGAAGUUGUUUAGGGAGAUGAUGAAAUCCAAGCACGUCCCGGAUAAGGAACUCGUUGAAAUCUAUCUAGGUUGCUUAUGUGAAAGUUGCAAGUUAUCGGACGCUAGGAAAUGUGUGAAUUUCCUGCGUGAAGUUGGUUUUUCGACUGCACUGAGUUACUCUCUGUACAUUAGAGCACUUUGCCGAGCGGGUAACUUGAAAGAAGCACUAAAAUUGCUGGACAAUGCCGGAGCGGAGCGAGAGACACUGAAUAAGUAUGUCUACGGGAGCAUCGUCUCUGGGCUACUCAGAAAGGGGAAUUUGGAGGCGGCAUUGUCUAAAGUGGACGAAAUGAAGCAGGUGGGAAUCUCUCCUAGUGUUCAUGUCUAUACGUCAUUGGCAGUGCAUUAUCUUAAGAAGAAGGAAAUUGGGAAGGCCGAGGAGGUUCUCGAGAUGAUGAAAGGCGAGGGCUGCGAACCAACCGUUGUUACUUAUUCUGCGUUCAUCCGGGGUUACAUGGUUGCAGGAAAGGUUGGUGAUGCUUGGAGUGUUUUCAACCGAAUGAAAUCGGAUGGGCCUUCGCCUGAUUUUAGGACUUAUUCGAUGUUCAUGGAUAGUCUGUGUAAAAUUGGUAGGUCUGAAGGAGCAAUGGGGCUCAUAUCAGAGAUGUUGGGUGACAAGAUUGUCCCUAGUAGCAUCAAUUUCCAAACUGUUUUUCAUGGGUUAAACAGGGAAGGAAAGCAUGAUUUGGCCCGCUUAGUCUGGCAACAGAAGUUAGAUUUAGCUAAACAAAGGAAGUCAGUGACAUGAUUAUUCCUAUUCUUCUUUGGUGUACAUAAAGAGUUAAAAAAAAGGUUGCGGUUGGAGAUCUGAGCAAGUUUGGACUCCAUAUCAUGAGUGAAAUUUUUUGAUCAAGUACUUGCAUGCAGGUAGUAGUGAUACUUGCAUCAGAGGUGAGAUCGAUAAUUAUGAUCUUCCGCACGACAAGGAAUGGAUUUUAUUUAAGGAUGACAUAGAUCAUUCUCUUGAGAUUU